CCAGGCAAAGGAAGACUGUCCUAUCAUUCUAGGACCCUUGACAUCCUAGGUGGAGACCUAGAGAUCACUUCCUAGUCAAGGGCAAAGGGCAAACCUCUCUGUGGGUAAGGUUCAUCCUUCAGUACACACGAAGAUUCUCCAAAUGAAGGUUUUUCUGCUCCAACCCCACUUCCCUUUGUUCAUCUACCAAGUUCCCAGUCUACACACGCUGUGGUACUGACUGUGUUGACCUGGGAAGCCAUCUUUAUCAGAUACCCACCAUUUAAGUGCAUCUUAAGAUGACAUGUACUUAUUGAUUCCCUUACUGUGUGUUAUGGAACAUUAGCAAUGUACAGAAUGUGUUUAACAUUGUAAGACAAAUUCUUUACAUUUGUAAAAUUCUUUUGCAUUUGAUUUAUAGUAAACGUUCUGUGGUUUAUGUGGGAUAGAUCGAAUGAAGCCCACUUUACAGAUCAGCUUUUCUUAAUCACUUGGCCUUCACUGUUACAGGGAGGAGGCAGAUGCCCUACGUGAAGGUCUGAACGAGCUGGAAAGAGCCAUGUAUACAGAGGCCGAAGAGCAGCUGGCUAGAGAGAGGUUUUUGAGUGAGUUUCCCAAGUUGAAAGUGGAGCUUGAGGAGCGCAUAAGAAAGCUUCACGAGCUUGCAGAUAAUGUUGACAGGGUUCACAAGAACUGCACCAUCUCCAACAUAGUAGCCAGCUCCACUGGCGCUGCAUCUGGCCUCCUGUCCAUCCUUGGUCUGGGUCUGGCACCUUUCACAGCAGGGGCCAGUCUGGCACUCUCGGCUGUUGGUGCGGGGCUGGGAGCAGCAUCUGUUGUGACCCAAGUGGCCACCAACAUCAUGGAAAACUCAAGCGAGUCAUCUGCAAAAGCCCAAGCCAGUCGCCUGUCAUCAAUUGAUUUUGACAAAGGGGAGGUAGUUGCCAAGGUUCUGUGUGAUACCAUACCCAAGAUUUCUUCCUCAACAGGUAAAUGCAUCCAAGCCCUGCAAAACAUUGCAAAGAAUGUUCAUGCCAUCAAGCUAGCCAGAGUCAAACCUCGCCUAGUAGCCAAUGCCAGGCGCCUCAUGAGAGCUCAGAGAGUCUCAGUUCGAAGUAGCAGGCAGGUGCAGAAAGCUUUUGGAGGCACUGCUCUUGGAAUGACCAAAGGAGCCCGGAUCAUGGGUGCGGCCACCGCAGGUCUCUUCCUUGCAAUGGAUGUGGUCAACCUUGUGAAAGACUCAGAGCACUUGCAAAAGGGGGCAAAGGCCAAGUCAGCUGACGAGAUGAGGCAGCAGGCCCAGGAGCUGGAGAAGAACUUGGAGGAGCUCACCAAGAUCUAUGAAAUUCUGAAGGAGGGCCCGAAUCCAUGAUCCCCGAGCAGGGCAGGGAGCAGGGAC
Messenger RNA from Callorhinus ursinus (northern fur seal), 1378 nucleotides. Its product is annotated as apolipoprotein L3-like. NCBI's taxonomy places the organism in Eukaryota, Metazoa, Chordata, Mammalia, Carnivora, Otariidae. Gene Ontology annotation, biological process: lipoprotein metabolic process; lipid transport. Gene Ontology annotation, molecular function: lipid binding. Gene Ontology annotation, cellular component: extracellular region; membrane. The record is from RefSeq and is a predicted model, not a curated record.